This is a messenger RNA of Benincasa hispida (wax gourd), 1317 nucleotides long. Its product is annotated as NAD(P)-binding Rossmann-fold superfamily protein. NCBI's taxonomy places the organism in Eukaryota, Viridiplantae, Streptophyta, Magnoliopsida, Cucurbitales, Cucurbitaceae. The record is from RefSeq and is a predicted model, not a curated record.
CAUAGCACAAGCUUGAGAAUCCUACAUAUUUGUCCACUCACAUUAAUCAACUCGAAUUGAACUAUUUUCACUUCCGAAGAACGAAGAAGCCAUAUCCCCCAUUUUUGGCAAAAAAAAAAAAAAAAAAAAAAUGAGCAAGAACAAGGUUCUGGUAGUGGGCGGCACAGGUUACUUAGGUCAGCAUCUUCUAUCAGGAUUUUUCGAGAGUGAUGGAGUUCCAUAUGAUAUCGCGUUCACUUAUCACUCAUUUGCGCCUGGAGAUUUGUUACGAGCUCUUCCUCAUUUUCUUGCAUUUCAAGUUGAUUUAAAAUCUGGUCAAGGAUUCGAUACCAUUGCGGAGAAAUUUGGCCAGCCCGAUAUUGUUGUUAAUUGUGCUGCUGUCUCUGUCCCUCGUGCCUGCGAAACAGACCCUGUUUCUGCACUGUCUAUCAAUGUGCCUACCGCCCUUGGAAAUUGGCUGCUUAGUUUUGAAGGGAGGAAUACCCUUCUCAUUCAUCUAUCAACUGAUCAAGUUUAUGAAGGCGUGACAUCAUUCUAUAAGGAAGAAGAUGAAACCAUUCCUGUGAAUGUUUACGGGAAGUCAAAGCUAGCAGCUGAACAGUAUGUUUCUGAGAAAUUUUCUAACUUUGCAAUCUUGAGAUCUAGUAUCAUUUUCGGUCCUCAGACCAUCUCACCUGUUCCUAAAUCUCUUCCAGUUCAGUGGAUUGAUGCUACCUUGUCUAAAGGAAGUGAAGUUGAAUUCUUUCAUGAUGAGUUUCGAUGUCCUGUGUAUGUCAAGGAUGUCGUGAAUGUCAUCAUAACGUUGAUUAAGACAUGGAUAUCAGAGGGCAAGCAAAUGCAAUUGCUGUUAAAUGUUGGUGGACCAAAUCGUGUAUCACGUGUUGAAAUGGCUGAGACUGUCGCAGAAAUUAGAGGGCACAAGAAAUCAUUGAUCAAAAGAGUGUCUGCAUCAUCAAUCGAUCGAGGUGUAAAAUCUCCUGCCGACAUUUCAAUGAACAUUAGUAAACUGGUCCAGAUACUUGCCAUUUCUCCUGUUUCAUUCACCGACGGUGUCAGAUUGACACUUGCAACCGAGACGACGGAGUGAUUUGCAUUGGACAUUGUAAUGAUAUGCAAUACACCUGGUGCGGCUUUGGUUUUGAAGGCUCAACGACACAAAUUUGGUUAUUAAAGUCUGUAAAUUUCUCCAGCAAAUUAAUUUCCUUUUCUUGGUUUUUACAUAAAGGCUUGCAUCUUUUUUCGUUUUUCAAUCAUCAAGAUUCUAAGAAAAUUCGGUUUUCAAUCAAGAUUCUAAGAAAAUUCGGUUGACUACUAUCA